UGAUUUAUCUGUUGACGUUUGAUAAAAGCUAAAAACAGGUGUUGUAAAUAAAGAAGUAUAAAACCAAUAUUUUAUUAUAUAAAGAGAAAGUUAACUGUUAAAAUUAUAAAGCAGUAUUUAUACAAAGGUUCUACACCAAUUGUGUUUAUUUUUAGGGUGUUAAUAUAGUAUGACAACUGCUUACAUGAUGGAUUACGAAUUUAAAAUGAAGACUCAAAACGAGAGAAUAAAGGUUGAGGAUCUUUUUGAUUAUGAAGGUUGUAAAGUAGGAAGGGGUACAUAUGGUCAUGUAUAUAAAGGUAGAAGAAAAGAUGGUUCAGACAAGAAAGAUUAUGCUUUAAAACAAAUUGAAGGUACAGGCCUUUCAAUGUCUGCUUGUAGAGAAAUUGCUCUGCUACGUGAGUUGAAACACCCUAAUGUGAUCAAUUUAAUUAGAGUAUUCUUAUCCCAUAAUGACAGAAAAGUUUGGCUACUUUUUGACUUUGCAGAGCAUGAUUUGUGGCACAUUAUAAAGUUCCAUAGGGCUGCAAAAGCUAACAAAAAACCAGUAUUAGUGCCUAAAGGAAUGGUAAAGAGCCUGUUGUAUCAAAUUUUAGAUGGAAUUCACUAUUUACAUUCUAACUGGGUGCUACACAGAGACCUGAAACCUGCAAAUAUUUUAGUUAUGGGUGAGGGCCCAGAAAGAGGUAGAGUAAAAAUUGCAGACAUGGGUUUUGCAAGAUUAUUUAAUGCACCCUUAAAGCCUUUAGCAGAUUUAGAUCCAGUAGUUGUUACAUUUUGGUAUAGGGCUCCAGAGUUACUUUUAGGAGCUAGACACUAUACAAAAGCAAUAGAUAUUUGGGCAAUUGGCUGCAUAUUUGCAGAACUUCUAACAUCAGAACCAAUUUUUCACUGUAGGCAAGAAGAUAUUAAAACAAGCAAUCCAUAUCAUCAUGAUCAGCUAGAUAGGAUUUUUAAUGUUAUGGGAUUCCCUCAUGAGAAAGACUGGGAGGAUAUUAAAAAAAUGCCAGAGCAUCCUACUUUAUUGAAGGACUUCAAAAAGAACAAUUAUGUGAAUUGUUCCUUAGUCAAAUACAUGGACAGGCACAAAAUAAAGCCAGAUAGCAAAGCAUUUCAUUUACUUCAAAAACUAUUAUUGAUGGACCCAAACAAACGUAUAACGUCCGAACAGGCGAUGCAAGAUCCAUAUUUCCAGGAAGAGCCAUUGCCUACCCAAGACGUUUUUGCAGGCUGUCCAAUUCCGUACCCAAAACGCGAGUUUCUCACGGACGACGACCAAGAAGAAAAAAACGAUAACAAAAGACAGAAUCAACAACAGCAACAAACUCAGAAUAACCAGCAAUCUCAGCAGCAGAAUCAGCAGAACAAUCAGGGAAAUCAACAAAGUAACCAAGACAACCAUAAUCCCGCAAAAAGGGUGAGACUGUCCGCUCCUCAAGGUCAUCCAAGCCAAGUCAACCAGCAGCAAAUGCCGAUAUCUCAGCAACAACAGGAAUUCCAUCAGCAGCAGAUGAUGUACAACAAUGGGCAACAACAGCAACAAAAUUUCCAACAAAGAUUUUGAAACAAAAAUCAUUUUUGUAUAUAGUACGGCGCAGUGGUGGUAAUUUUACAUAAUGCUGUAUGAUUGAUUUUCGAGAUCCUAAGUUGGUAAUGGUGGAAGAUAUUUUUCUUCCUGUUUCAGUUUUAAGAUACCUAUAUAAACUAAGAACCUCAGAUAACUGUAGUUUUUGAACUAUUUCUGUUAUUUCGAAGUACAAAGACGAGUUAGUCUAUUUCUCAUACCUAUGUGCAAUGUUCAAUACAAACUUUUUUCUGUCUGACGGGGUUCAGACACUACUGAUACAUGGAUCAAUAUAGGUAUACUAAGGGACAUAGAAAAUGAAAUGCAACGCCGACUAGGAGUGCUGUAAUUUUUAGAAUACUUUUAAAAGUUUUAGGUCUACUUAUAAAUAGAAUUUUAACUCGAAAUUUCGCAAAAUAGCUGAGAUAUCCCACCUUAAUGUUAAUAAUGUGGUGAAGCACCUCUGUUCGCUACACAUUCGUUAAGUCGUCGCGGCAUUGAUUGGAUUAGGUGUUUGAGGUGUUCUUGGUUUAUUAUAUCCCAGGCCAUCUGAAUUUGGUUUCGUAGAGCCUCCAAUGUUUAUUCAUUUUCAACCUUCUCAAUCACACAUUAUACUGCAGUGCAGGUACGAUUUUUAAUAACUUAUUGCACUAACAGAGUUAAGUUAGUGUUUAUUUAUUUUUAUUAUAUUCGACUUUUAUAGCAGUAGAAUAUUGGACACGAAAAUGGUAAACUUCAUGUACACCUUGUAAUUCCUAAGUCAACAUUCAAGAAUAGUUUAUAUUUUUCGAGCCGAUCUAAUGACAUGUAUGAAAUUAUAAUAAAAUCCUUUUACUCUACA
Molecule: messenger RNA, 2405 nt
Organism: Acanthoscelides obtectus
Lineage: Eukaryota; Metazoa; Arthropoda; Insecta; Coleoptera; Chrysomelidae
Source: the annotation of a GenBank genome assembly